Molecule: messenger RNA, 430 nt
Organism: Cyprinodon variegatus (sheepshead minnow)
Lineage: Eukaryota; Metazoa; Chordata; Actinopteri; Cyprinodontiformes; Cyprinodontidae
Gene: gnrh2
Product: gonadotropin releasing hormone 2
Exons: 3
Coding region: 8-259 (83 amino acids)
Biological process (GO): multicellular organism development
Cellular component (GO): extracellular region
Molecular function (GO): hormone activity
Source: RefSeq, a predicted model, not a curated record
GAGAAUCAUGUCCCGACUGGUUUUGAUGCUGGUGCUGCUCGUGUGUGUUGGCGCUCAGCUCUCCUGCGCCCAGCACUGGUCCCAUGGCUGGUACCCCGGUGGGAAAAGGGAGCUGGACUCCUUUGGGGCAUCAGAGAUGUCAGAGGAAAUCAAGUUGUGUGAGGCAGGAGAAUGCAGCUAUUUGAGACCGCAGAGGAGGAAUACCCUGAGAGACAUUGUUUUGGAUGUGUUAGCCAAAGAGCUCCAGAAGAGAAAGUAGAAGUGUCCCAUCACUAUUAUGCUUUUUUUUUUUACCUGCUGACUUUGUCCUCCUGUGUUAUUGACCUGCAGUAAUUCUGUUUUUUUUCCUUUUAAAUAUGUUUUCUGUGGCAAACCAAAGUGGAAGUUGUGAUAGCCCGAAAUAAAGUGUCUAUUUUGAUACUAACCUGAU